This is a messenger RNA of Ilex paraguariensis (yerba mate), 489 nucleotides long. NCBI's taxonomy places the organism in Eukaryota, Viridiplantae, Streptophyta, Magnoliopsida, Aquifoliales, Aquifoliaceae. The record is from the annotation of a GenBank genome assembly.
AUGUCCUGCGAUUCCACGCCGCCGGUAGAAAAAAUGUCUUCCAUCACAUUAACCGACAGCGUAGAAGAGGCCCAAUUCUCUAAACGCGUUCUGAUCCGCUCAAUCCUUCUCCGGCCGGACGGCGGUGCUGGCCUCGCCGGAAGAACAGUCCGAAUCGGUGGUUGGGUGAAGACGGGCCGGGAACAAGGGAACGGCACGUUUGCUUUCCUCGAGCUCAACGACGGCUCAUGUCCGCAGAACCUUCAGGUCAUCGUCGAAGCCUCUGUGCAUCCUCUCCGAAAGUUGGUCGCCACCGGCACGAGCGUACAUGUUGUAGGAGAGCUCAAGGUUCCUCCAGAAGGCGCGAAGCAGACGAUCGAGCUUAGGGUUAAGGACUUUCUCCAUAUUGGUGCGGUUGAUCCGGCGAAAUAUCCGUUGCCGAAGGCUAGGCUGACGUUGGAGAGACUCAGAGAGAUUCUUCAUCUACGCCCCAGAACCAACACAGUAUAA